Paramacrobiotus metropolitanus is the source of this 1296-nucleotide messenger RNA. Its product is annotated as potassium channel subfamily K member 2-like. The record is from RefSeq and is a predicted model, not a curated record. Gene Ontology annotation, cellular component: membrane. Lineage: Eukaryota; Metazoa; Tardigrada; Eutardigrada; Parachela; Macrobiotidae. Gene Ontology annotation, biological process: potassium ion transmembrane transport; stabilization of membrane potential. Gene Ontology annotation, molecular function: potassium ion leak channel activity.
AUGGCCGCUGACCACGCCCCGCACGUCCUCACCCCGCUCCGCCACAAAUCGGACCUGAGGAGUUGCGGCCCCACAACGGCCGCAACAGCGACGAUAAUCCCGCGACGGGGAUCCAUCCGGUUGCUAUCGCAGACUAGCAAAGCCCUCGGACUCUUCAACGAAACGGACACACCCGAUCCGCUGCCGCCCACCCGCAACAAAGCCUUUCAAUUCCAACGUCAGGGCACCAACUCCUCGCUGGACGUACCGCGGAGCCCGCACUCCAUUGCCGGCAGUCUCGAUGACCCGACCAAAGGUCAAGUCUGCAGCGAUGCUGUAAGAAGUAUAUUUCCGUUUAAUUGCCCAUUUUAUACUGAUUAUGGUCAUGGGGCGUACAUUCUCAUGGGGACACUCCUGUAUGUGUAUAUUAUCGGGCCGGAGGAGGAGCAGUUCGAGAAGGACCGGCUGACCACACCCUUUGUUAUUGAUGAUGUGAUGAAUUAUCUAAAAGUUCAUGUACUGGCCUAUUCUAAUGUCACGGAGCGGAAUGUGGAUAAUUUUCAGAAUUUUUUGUAUUAUCGUAUCCAGCAGGCCGGAGUGUAUGAGAAUAAGCGGGAUUUUUCGGCCGUAUCCGGUAUUUUGCAUUCGGUGUCCGUUAUUAGUGGAAUCGGCAUUGGAAAUCCUCCAAGGACACAAAUUGGUAAAGCAGUUACAUUUCCCUAUUGCUUCUUUGGAGUGCCUCUCUUUCUCCUGUUUCUAUACGUGAUUGGCGACGAUGUGGGCAAACUCAUUGCUGUCCUGUAUCAUCAGGCCGUGUGCUGCAGUAUGUGCCGGCACCGCGACAAGACCGUUAUGGCGCGCCAGUUUGCCGGCGGAGCGGAGUCGCUGAAUGAAAGUUACCGGCGAAUUCAGGCGUGCGUACCUGUGUCGCUGAUGUUGGUAAUUAUCGCUUUUUACGUACUGCUGGCUGUGCUGAUCUUCGGCCUAUGGGAGAACUGGGAUGCCGUCAACUCUAUUUAUUUCUGCGUGAUGACCCUAAUGACCGUGGGGCUGGUCGAUGAGAUCCCGGGCGAUAAGCCGGAUCGUUAUGCGGUCGGCUUUAAUCCGACGGCGGCGCUCAGCAAUACCACGCAUAUCCGCCGCAGUUUAGUUAUUGUCUACAUCAUCUGCGGCUGGCUGCUCAUCUCGGCCUGCUUCCAUGCCGUCGCCUCCAGGAUUUCUCUCCAUAAGAAGAAGAAACAUUUCAAACUCACCCACCAAAGCCGCAAUACAUCCCUGAUAUUUCGCCAUAAUGCCCAGUCCAACCCAAAUUUUUAA